AUCAUGAUGAAAUUAUGAUAAUCAUCUUUAUCAUAAUUUAUGAAUGAGAAGAGAAGGACGGGGUGGGAUAGGAUAUAUAAUUUAAUAAUGUUCAUCAUGAUGAAACUAUGAUGAAAUCAUGAUCAUCAUGAUUUGUAAAUGACAGGAGAAGGAGAAGAUCAUAAAUUUAAAUUUUUUUUUUAAUGAAUAGUGAAAUCUAAGUAAGGAUAUUUUUGAUUUUUCAUAUACCUUGAAUCCCCUAUCUAUUUUUUGGCUACAAAUACAGUAGCAUUUUAGCCCCACAAAAACUCGGCCCCCACAGCCCCAAUAAUAGGAUUCUUCUCCUAUCCAUUUUAGCUUUCUCAAUAACACAUUUUAGCAUUCCGGGGAUCCUAUGACACGAAACCUAUAUAAAGUGUUCUUCGCGAGUCAUCAACUAACCGAUUCAAACGCCCUUUUAUCAUCAUUGUAAACAUCGUCGGCGUUCUCCUCCUAUUUCCUCUUCAAAGGAGUAAAAUGUUGCAGGCUAUGGUGUCCUGCAAGCACCUGACUUGGUUACCAUCUUCAUCACUUGCAAAAGAGAUGUAUUCCUCCUACCACAUCAAUCCCUCAACUUCAGUCUUCCCCGUUUCUCAAUCAUCCAAAUUCAACAAUUCUCAUCGAAUCUUCUCGUCUUCAAGUGCCCUUUCUCUUUCCCGUAUGAGAAAUUGCAGUAAGGUGCAGGCAUUUGAUUUUCAAGGUGGACAAGGAAUGAAGAGUUACUUUGAUGUCGAGCUGAAAGUCCGUGACUAUGAACUAGAUCAGUAUGGUGUUGUAAACAAUGCCGUCUAUGCAAGUUAUUGCCAACAUGCCCGUCACGAGCUUCUGGAGAGGAUGGGUGUCAAUGCAGAUGAAGUUGCUCGUACUGGAAACGCAUUAGCACUAUCGGAGUUGUCCCUCAAAUUCCUAGCACCACUAAGAAGUGGUGAGAGGUUCGUUGUGAAAGUGAGGAUCUCUGGCUCCUCGCCUGCUCGCUUAUUCUUUGAACACGUCAUCUUGAAGCUACCAAAUCAAGAGCCCGUCUUGGAAGCAAAGGGCACCGCCGUUUGGCUCGACAAAAACUAUCGGCCUGUUCGUAUUCCACCACAUAUGAGAUCUAAGUUGGUUCAAUUCAUUCGUCACGAAGAUCUGUAAUGAAUUUAAUCUAGGGUAUGGUCUGAAGAUCAUCAUCUGUUGUUUGUGGUGACUAGUUGAUGCUUUACAUUUUUUGACGAUCGAGUUUUCGUCAGCCUUAACACAGUUCGUUAUAGAAUUCUUUGGUUUGUGAAAAUAGUUAAGAGUUUGAAUUGAUAAGCAUUAUCAUA
Messenger RNA from Papaver somniferum (opium poppy), 1322 nucleotides. RefSeq names its product acyl-acyl carrier protein thioesterase ATL3, chloroplastic-like. Gene Ontology annotation, molecular function: fatty acyl-[ACP] hydrolase activity. Lineage: Eukaryota; Viridiplantae; Streptophyta; Magnoliopsida; Ranunculales; Papaveraceae. The transcript has 5 exons. The coding region runs from base 496 to 1152 and encodes 218 amino acids. The record is from RefSeq and is a predicted model, not a curated record. Gene Ontology annotation, cellular component: chloroplast.